AUGACUUCCGCUCACGGCAUCCCUCCCCCUGAAGUCCGCAUCCGCAUCCUAAACGUCAAAUCGCGCCGCGCCCUCUACAGCAACGAGCGCGACACCAACGCCCUCAACCACGUCGAUAGCACGACAACCUACGACGACCAAUACUGGUACAUCCAGCCGGGCAAAGACAAGAACACGGGGCUCUACCUCAUCGUAAGCGCCUACACGGGCCGCGCCCUCUGGGCCAACCACCGCAACGGCGCGAAUGGCGCAAACGGCGAGGUAGGCACGUACAACCCGCCGGGCGAGUACCCAGACCACUAUUUCGACCUUGCGCAGACUCAGGGUACCGGCGUGCGAAACAAGCAGUUCCGUCUGCACUCGCCAGCGGGGUCUGGCAAUUUCUUCUCGCGGACGCACGAACGGCCUGAACUAGGUUGUCUGUCCGACACUAGCAAGAUCUACGACGACCAGUGGUUCACGUUCGAGAUGGAGCCUCUGAAAUUCGUCAAGAUCGAGUACGACCUCGAACAUCCAGACAUCAUCACGCCGCCGACACCCCGGAACAUCUCGACGCAAAAAGCGCUGAACCACAAUGCGGACAUUGAGACUAGUCAGGAGUUGACGAUUAGCCAGGAGACAGAGCAGCAGUCGACGUUUACGUCGGAGGUGGGGCUUUCGGUCACGGCGUCGGCCGAGUUUAGUUGCGGGGUGCCGGUGAUUGCGGAGGGCAAGGUGGGCAUUAGUACGACGUUGGAUACGAGAUUGGGGUGGGGGACUACGAAUAUUACGAGGCAGAAGUGGGAGGCCAAGGUGACGCUCAAGUGCCCGCCCAAGUCGGCUACGCUUUGCACGGCUUCGGUAAUGGAGACUAGACUUCGCAUGCCGUUUGUGUCGUACUGGAAGACGGAGGAGGGGGGAAAGGAGGUGAGGCUCAAGGGGGUUUAUGAGGGGCAGAGCUGUGCUAGUUUGAGCACUGUGUCUUCGCCUCUUCCGUAUGAGCCUAGAAAGUGA
This is a messenger RNA of Alternaria incomplexa, 993 nucleotides long. RefSeq lists its product as uncharacterized. The record is from RefSeq and is a predicted model, not a curated record. Bases 1 to 993 code for a protein of 330 amino acids. The transcript has a single exon. Lineage: Eukaryota; Fungi; Ascomycota; Dothideomycetes; Pleosporales; Pleosporaceae.